Anopheles darlingi is the source of this 3174-nucleotide messenger RNA. It is a transcript of the gene LBR, whose product is annotated as lamin-B receptor. The record is from RefSeq and is a predicted model, not a curated record. Gene Ontology annotation, cellular component: endoplasmic reticulum membrane; nuclear inner membrane. Gene Ontology annotation, biological process: sterol biosynthetic process. Bases 132 to 2216 code for a protein of 694 amino acids. Gene Ontology annotation, molecular function: oxidoreductase activity, acting on the CH-CH group of donors, NAD or NADP as acceptor. NCBI's taxonomy places the organism in Eukaryota, Metazoa, Arthropoda, Insecta, Diptera, Culicidae. The transcript is spliced from 3 exons.
AGACGCUUGGUUUUUGUGAGUGUGGCGGCGGUUUGGAAAUUGUGUAUUUUUAGGUGUUGAACGAUUUUGUGCCGCCCGUGUUCCUUGGCAAACGCUAGAUUUCUCCCGAUCUCAGUUGAACUGUGGCCAAGAUGGAUAAUAGGCGGAAAAGAACGUCCAUGAUUGUAGCGGCCCCGGCUACUACGACGACAACGAGCAGUAAUAGCGGUCUGGUCGCCGUAGAAACCGACGCAUCGGCACCUACUAAUGAUCCCGUGGCGCCAGUGGAACGCAAGAGACCGGGUCGUAAACCGCUUGCUGCGACCGCACGCAAACCAUCACCUGGCCGUAAGGCCUCACCUGCCCGGAAAGCGUCUCCAGCUCGUAAAGCCUCACCGGCUCGUAAAGCAUCUCCGGCACGCCGUGCUUCACCGGGCCGCAAACCGAAGGCUACCAUAACGGCAACUGGUGUCGCUACCGCACCACCGGCGGUUGUACGCAAACCGACGGUGCUGGCGACGGAACCGAGCGCCAAGGUAUCACCUGAGAGCAAGGAAGAACCACGUCGCUCGUCACGGAUUCGUGCUUCGGAAGAUAAGUCUGAUAAAGCGCUGCUGGGCAUUAAAGGCUCCCCUCCGAUCGACAAGCGGCUUUCGGUGAUCAUUGAUGAUGCAGAAGUGAGCGGUUAUCUGACUGGUAAGGGAUCGCCCCGCAAGAGCGCCACCCCCAAUACUAGCCAGCGAUCGAACGCGACCCCCACGACAACGGAACGCUCGCAGUUGUCCCGUUCGAUGAGUGUACUGCAAGAGUACUCCGACAAUGAGGACGAAAACGAUUUCCAGAGCUUCCGGCGAACGGAUGGUGACAACAAUGGACUCGGUACGCGUACUACCGGGAUGGAUAGCCUUCGCCAGAAGUUAGAACCGGUCGAAUUCGGUGGUCCAUUUACGGCACUAUUGCUUUCCCUUGCCAUUCCGCUUUUCAUAUUUGCCAACAAUCACUUCUGUUCCGGUGCGGCGCACCGUGACUGUCGCUUCGUGGUACCGAAGAACUGGAACGAGUUUCGUUCGCUGUCGACUUACGUUAACCGUGAGAUUUCCACGUUCUACGGGCUCUACCUAUUCGGUGUCGCACUGCUAACGGCCCUUCCGAUCGGGCGUGUGGUUCGGCUAGCGCACGAAACCCGUCCCGAUCGUACCUAUACCUUCAACGGCUUGGUCGUGGCUGUUGGAACUGGAUUGGCUGUAUUUGUGGCUGAAUACUGUUACAAAUUCCCGCUGCUGUCCAUCGUAAGCCGUGGUUACAAUCAGCUGCUGGUGCUCAGCAUUGGUGCCGCUCUUGUGGCAUCCAUUUUGGCUUUCCUUAGAACUCGGUACACUGAACCGCAGCAGAAGAAUCAUUACGCCUUCACCGGUAGCGUGCUGUACGAUCUGUAUGCCGGGCGUGACGUUAACCCGAAGCUACUGAACGUCUUCAAUCUGAAGCUUAUCACCUACCACGCAUCCACUGUGCUAGCUCUCCUCUUCAACGGUAUCAUCCUGUAUCGCAACCUGCACUUUGCCGCUUUGCCCGAGACUCUUGCCGAAGCACCGCUACAGGACCGGCUAUUGUAUGCAGUGCGUAAUGUAUCGGGAGAACCCGUGCCACUUGUUGCUGCUGGCUUAGCCGUUUUGUACCUGCUCGAUCUGUUGAUUUACGAACAUCACUUGGCGGCAUCGUUCGAGCUGCAACAGGAAGGCUACGGUACCCAGUUUCUGCUGCGUCAAGCCGUUUUCCCGUUCAUUCUAACACUGCUUCCGAAGUACGUGGCCGCACACAAGCUAACUGAGGUACCACUGUGGGCACUAGCUCUUUGCGCCAUCAUUGCGCUAACCGGACUCAUCUUGAAGCGAUCUGCCCAGCGGAUAAAAUAUCUCUAUCGUUUGGACCCGCUCGGAAAGAAAGUUGUCGGUCUCGAAACGUACCCAACGUACCAGGGCCGUCGGUUAUUGGUUACCCACGCGUGGCGCUACGUCCGUCAACCCAACUACGUCGGUGAGCUCCUGCAAACUCUGGCCUUGCUGCCCCUGCUGUACUGGCGCUUCGCAGUCCCGCCACUUCUUGCUGCCCUGUUCACCGUGGCCGUUCUGGUGCACCGAGCCAAGCGACUCAGCGCACGCAACAACGCUAUGUACGAUUCACCCUGGAACCGCUACUGUAACACCGUUCCAUAUCUGCUGGUGCCGCGCGUCUUUUAAACUAUGUGCCCCCAUCUCACACGUUUUUCAGGUUUGUACAGAAGCCAAUUCUCCUUAGUUUCCCUUGUGCUUUUAAACACUUUGAAUCCUCUGUUUCAUUCUCUUGCUCCUGUAGUCCCUAUCCUAACAUGCGUGGACAUAUCAUAUGUUAGAUCCCUUUUGCUUUAAUGCGGUCUUACGUCCAUCUUUUUCCAAUAAUUUUGCGUGUGUGAAAACAUUUCUAGGAUUAGUAUUGUUCGCGGUAAACUUUGCGUACUAAAGAAAGGGGGUUCGAAGAUCAGGUAGCUACUGAUAGCAGUAGCUGAACAAUGAUCGUGGUACAAAUCAAACAAGGAAUCACAUGCAUGUCACGUCUUACGUACUCCAGUUCGUUGUGUAGUAAUGAUUUCCUUUUGAAACUGAUGUUCAAACUAAACCGUUUGGUAAUGCCAUAGAGAGACAGAGAAUCACUAUUCCCAGUUGUGCGAUAUAGUAACAGCGAUAUAACCACAACAUGACUGGUCGUAGGGUUGAUGUACAUCUUAAUUGAACAUGUUCAUUGCCCUUUGUCGAAUAUCUAUUUUGCCCACCCUGUCGCCAACAAUUUGCUCUCUGUUUUCGUAUAAAAUAGCGUAUGAGGCCAAUGUGAGGUGACACUCUAUCGCAACACCGGUGAAACACAAUCAACUGAGGCACGUAAUGUAAUGAUUAAAAUGUAAAUUUUUAAUAUAAAGAAGAAAAAAUCAGUUCAACCAGUCAAUGAAGACUGAAACACAGCGCAAGAGAUUAAUUGAACAAAAAUGGUUUUCUUAUAUCGAGAUAAUGAUGAUCGCAACAGCAAAAACAUCCAACUACUACACACCCCGUGUGAACUGUUUGCGGAUGACACGUUAGCUUGUAAGUAGAGACAAAUGAUUAGAGGUUAAGUUUUAAAUAAAACGGAAAAAUAAAAUAAUUUGUCUAAACAACGAUUGGUCUU